Messenger RNA from Platichthys flesus (European flounder), 7063 nucleotides. It is a transcript of the gene cntn3b, whose product is annotated as contactin 3b. Bases 479 to 3559 code for a protein of 1026 amino acids. NCBI's taxonomy places the organism in Eukaryota, Metazoa, Chordata, Actinopteri, Pleuronectiformes, Pleuronectidae. Gene Ontology annotation, molecular function: cell-cell adhesion mediator activity. Gene Ontology annotation, biological process: cell-cell adhesion; brain development. The record is from RefSeq and is a predicted model, not a curated record. The transcript is spliced from 23 exons.
CCGCGCGUCUUGGCAGCGUCUUGGUGGAGGAGAGCAGUCCGAGGAGGUCGAGGAAACGUCCCGGUGUGAGCGCGCCUCGUCGCCCCCGCAGAACCAGCACAGCACAGUGCUCUCUCUCAUUGUGGAAUUUACCGAGGCAAUCUUUUCUUUUUGUAUUUUUUAAAAGAAGGCGCACUUGGAAGGAGCAGAAAUUAAGUGCCCGAGGAGCGCGAACGCUGGAGCCGGAGCACAGAGCCAAUCUCCACUUCCUCUCCUCUGGCUCCCGACAAGGCAAGAGUUGCGGUGAGAGAUGUCACCCGCUCACUAGAUCCAGGAACAACCCGUCUGCCGAGGAGAGUGGGAUUUACUAUCAGAGCAGUUUCAUGGAGAGGAAAAAACAGCGCAUCCCGUAGAACAAAUUAAAAUUCUUGAAUCCAAGCGAGAGCAACCCAAUCACAAGCCACUGGAUGAGAGUCCUAUUAGCCCCUGGCAACUAAAGAUGAUGUUACCAUGGAAACAAAUUGUUCUGCUAUCAAUCACUGGAUGCCUUGCAGUCUGCACAGAGGAUGUCAUAUUCCAAGGGCCAAGAUGGAGGACGGAUCCAAGUGACCUCAUUUUACCAAUCAACUCCCCAGACCAGCAGGCUACAAUCAUGUGUGAGGCUGAAGGGAGACCUCCUCUGCAGUACAGAUGGUCACUAAACGGAACACUCAUUGAUCUGAGGAAUGACUACCGGCGUCACAUGUCUGGGGGCAGCCUGAUCAUUAGCAAACUGGACAAGGACCAAGACACCGGGCUGUACCAGUGCACGGCCUUCAACACAUGGGGCUCCAUCCUCAGCCGCAGAGCCAGCCUCCAAUUUGCAUAUCUUGAUCAGUUCAAAACCCAAGCUGUCAGGAGUGCGGUCAACGUCCGCGAGGGCCAGGGAGUGGUGCUGCUUUGUGGACCGCCGGCGUAUUCUGGAGAGCUGGCAUUUGCAUGGAUCUUCAACGAAUACCCGUUCUUUGUCCAACAAGACAGUCGCCGGUUCAUCUCUCAGGAGACUGGGAGUCUGUACAUCACUAAAGUGGAGCCCUCAGAUGUCGGGAACUACACCUGUGUGGUGAACAACACCGUCACGAGGGAGAAGGUGCUCAGCUCUCCAACACCCCUGGUCCUCAGAAGUGAUGGAGUAAUGGGUGAAUACGAACCGAAAAUAGAAGUUCACUUUCCUGACUCAGUUCCAGCUGCGAAGGAAUCGGUAGUGAAACUGGAAUGCUUCGCUCUGGGAAACCCCGUCCCAGAAAUAAGCUGGAGAAGAACCAGCGGCGUCCCUUUCCCCAGCAAAGUCAAGAUGAAGAACUCAAACGCCAUCCUUGAAAUCCCUAAUUUCCAGCAGGAAGACGCGGGGACGUACGAGUGCAUGGCAGAGAAUCGGCGAGGCAAAAAUGCGGCGCGGGGCCGUAUUUCAUUCCAUGCUAAACCUCACUGGCUCCAGACAAUGACGGACACGGCUCUGUCCAUCGAGGAAAGCCUCUUCUGGGAGUGUAAGGCCAAUGGAAAGCCUAAACCCUCCUACAGCUGGUUGAAGAAUGGGGAGCAGGUGAUGGGUGAGGGCCGGGUGCAAAUCGAAAACGGGGCCCUUUCUAUAGCAGCGCUAAACGUGUCAGACUCUGGGAUGUAUCAGUGUGUGGCUGAAAACAAACAUGGCAUUAUUUAUUCCAGUGCCCAACUAAUGGUGUUAGCCUCACCGCCCAGCUUCUCCAAAAGUCCGCUGAGGGCCUUGCUUAAAGCUCGCUCAGGCAGCGAAGUCACUCUCGAAUGCAGGCCUCAGGCCUCCCCCCCAGCAAAUAGCCUGUGGAAGAAAGGGAACGAGAUCCUGCAGAGAAGCGAAAGGAUUACUCUGCUUCCCAACGGAACAUUAAAGAUCACCAAUGUCACCAGACGGGACGCAGCCAGCUACACCUGCAUCGCUAAGAACCAGUUUGGGACAGCAAGCACCACUGGGCAGCUGCUCAUCACUGAGCCCACCAGAAUCACCAUGAGGCCCACUAACAUGGAGAUUAUUGUUGGCGAGAGCAUCGUGCUACCCUGCCAGAUUGCCUGCGAUCCAGCUCUGGAUGUCUCUUUCUCGUGGGCAUUCAACGGCCAGCUCAUCGACUUCCAGCGAGACAGCGAUCAUUUUGAAAGAGUGGGCGGGAGUAUAUCAGGGGAUCUGAUGAUUCGUAACAUCCAGCUCAGCCACGGUGGGAAGUACGUCUGCGCCAUAGACACUGACGUGGAGAGCCUGUCCACCUCUGCAAUCUUAGUUGUCAAAGGUCCACCAGGUCCCCCGGACAAGGUGUCGGUGGAGGAGAUCACAGACAGCACGGCCCAGCUUUCCUGGACUCCUGGUCGAGACAACGGCAGCCCCAUCACAGGCUACAUCCUCCAGGCCUGGACGCCUUUCACAGUGGGCUGGCAGGCUGUUGACACAGUGCCGGAGGUAGUCAAUGGGAACAUGCUGACGGCCACAGUGGUGGGUCUGAAUGCCUGGGUGGAGUACGAGUUCAGGGUGGUGGCUCGCAACGCUGUGGGCCUGGGGGAGCCCAGCCCGGCCUCGGCCAAGACCAGGACUGAGGAUGCCAUUCCUGAUACAGCUCCCACUGAUGUUGGAGGUGGAGGCGGCACAAAGUCUGAAUUAGUGAUAACAUGGGAGCCUGUGUCAGAGGAACUGCAAAAUGGAGAGGGCUUUGGCUACAUCAUCGCCUUCCGGCCGGUGGGCACGGUCACGUGGACCCGAGCGGCCAUCUCCGUGACGGGCGUGGCACGCUACGUCUUCCGCAACGACACCAUCCCGCCCUUCUCGCCUUUCGAUGUGAAAGUGGGGGCAUACAACAACCGAGGGGAGGGGCCCUUCAGCUCGAUUGGCGCCGUGUACUCAGCGGAGGAAGUCCCCAGUGUAGCUCCGAAGAGGGUUAGGGCGAGAAGUGUGUCUGCAGCACAAAUUGAAGUGAUCUGGGAAGCACUGCCUGCCGUCCCUGAAAGAGUGCUUGGAUACGAGGUUGUGUACUGGGAAGACGACACCAAGCCUGACACUGUUGGCAAAGUGCGCAUUUCUGUAAACUACACGCUGGUUAACAUCACAGGGCUGAAAGCGAACACAGUGUACUACCUCUCUGUGGCUGCUUUCAAUACAGCUGGCCCCGGGCCGCAGUCGGCACCCAUCAACACCACCACAAAGAAACCACCCCCAGACAGGGCUCCCCUGAACAUACAAUGGACCACGAUUGGCUCCACACUCAAGCUGCACUGGGAUCCCGUAGUAGCCAUGGAGACAGAGUCAAAGGUCACUGGAUAUUUGGUGCUGCUGAAAAGAAAUCGCUACAACGACCUCAGCACCAUCGUGACCAGCAAAACCACUGUGGAGCUCAGCCUUUCCUCCAACGACAACUAUCUCAUUCAGAUCAAGGCCACGAGCGAGGGCGGGGAAGGUGUGGGCAGCGAACCCAUCCACAUCCACAAAUUAAGCAUGGGCGCGAGAGGCUCCGGAGCGAGCCCCCUCAGCCCGUUGCUCCUCCCUGCAGUCCUCAUCAGUGCACUGCUCUGCUCCGUCUGGUGAUGUCUAAUCAGAGCUUACAGAGUGCACCCACCCCCACCCUCUCCUCCCAUUUCCGUCCCUUCAGUCAGCCUGUCCUGCGUUAACCCCCCACUGGACUGGCACGCGGCCCGGCCUUCAGUGGCAGGACUGGGAGAGACUGGGAGAGACUGGAAAGGAUUGGACUGCACCGAACUCUUAAAGGGACCACGCCACUUCUUCUAAAAGGACCAUCGGACAGAGAUGUGAUGAUGAUUUGCGUGCAUGAUAUCUUUUGGUAUUUCUUACAGUGUCAUUUCUUAAGUGCCGCCAUGCUAAAGGUUUAAGUUCAAAAGUUAUGAUGUCUAUAUGACUAAUCUUCGUAGUAUCUCUGCAGAUACUAAUGCCUUAAAAAACCAUUUUACUCAUACAGUCCAUACCAAAGUAGGUGACAGAGGCUGCUUGCUCUAUGGUUUCUUUAACCCAAUGUAAAAAAAAUUGGUUGCAUCCAUAUUUUGUCAUCUCAAAAAAAAACUUAAACUAAACCAUUUCUAUAUGACAUCACCAGCUUUUGCCAAAAGUAACCUCCCUCACAGACUCUGACGUUUUACCAGGUUUUGUCAAAUAUAUGAAAGAUGCAUAGCAAAUUGAUCAACUCUGCGUCUUAUUGACUUAUCUCUGCAUUCGGAAAACAAAAUUAAUUUUGUCGGGGAGCCACUUGCUCCUGAGCUCCAGGGUACUAUAGAAUACUCCGGUUGGCAUUUUGCUCUCUAUCUCCUGCUCCACUAAAUAAUAAAUGCCUAUCACACCCUGCAUUCUUCAUCGAGUAAAAAAAGAUGGGAUUGCAGAGAACAGAGAAGUUACUAUGUCAAACAGAUCCCACGUGUACUGUUCCUCCUCUGCAUUUAGAUGACCUGUGUUCUAGAUACGUAUAUUAUACCACAGAACCUCUACCAUCUACGCUCCAAAUGACCAGCUGGCCGAGUGCACAACGUACUCCAGGAUAACAGUGCCUUCACUAGAGCUCACUCUUGAUUCUUUUUUCUUUCCUCCCUUUUGCAGAUACUUACAGCAGAAAGGUACAUGUUGCAGAGGCGCCAUAGUUUUCUUUUGUUUUCAUAGAAAUAAGUUUCAAGGGACAGGAAACUCAGGAUGUUGAGGGAGCCCAUUAUUGGAAAGGGUACAUUGAUUACAUUUUCAUCGAGACUAGUACACCGUGCACCCAAGAGAGAAUGGGUUGGAAGCCUGAGCAAAGCCGCUAUGCAUUGAGAUAUAUGGUGGACAUUUUUUUGGUCCCAGUAUUUAUGGUCUGUGGUAUAAUAAAUGUAUGACUCCAUCCGUAACAUAAUUUAUGGACUAUUAAGGCAUCAGAAUAAAUGAGGCCAAUACCAUGGUGAAUGGAGCUCUUACUGGAAAUGGAGCGAAAGGCAUGGCUGUCAUUUUACACCAACCUCAUCGUUAUCAUCUAUUGGACACAUACCAGACUGAACAGUAACAAUAGAACAUUGCUGCUCCGCUGAGGGAGCUACUUCUCACGCCCUUUUAUCAUGUGGAUGAGUCUGUCAAAAGCCACCCAAGUAAAAGUCGAGGUGUGAUUACUGGGGUUCUGACAUUGUUCAUGUGGACGUGGAGGGACAAAGUCAACUGAACUGAUACACAUUACUGUGCCUUUGCUGAACAUGGGGCUGUGUACCGUCAUUAGCUCGGAGGCCGUCGUCGCUGUUUGUAUUUUGCACUCCGUACCCCGAACCCAACCCCAAAGUCGAAUACAAGCACAAGGAACGGAUGCAAGGUGACUGGAUGUCCUCACUUAGCCAUCUGGACCGGUGUGCCGACCCCAGAGGCCUCGUAAAAAGUCCAAACGGCCGACAUAAUCAGGCUGUCCUAUCUGCUCCUUGACUGGUUCCAUAAAGCUCUGUGCUCGUUGAUUAGACUGCUGCAGACAGUCAAUGGGAUAUUGAUUUUCUUGCCCCAUUAUUACAGCUGUCACAAUUCAGCUGCUUGAUUGACUGAUGGCCGUGUUACUAUUGCACUUGUUCUGUUGUGUUACUUUCAUUGAUGUUUCAGAUGCCCUCCACUACAAGAAGAUUUCAAAGGCAUUCUUUUCUUUGUUGUUGUAUUUUUGGUUUUACCAGAAAUCUCAUUUCUAUUUGCUAAAUUUUCACAGGUUGUGCCAGUAUUUUGUAGUGUAGUGGUAGAUUGUGACUUUGAAUUGGAGCAGUGACCUGCAACGGAUUGGCUACUUGAUUCUUUUGAGUAACAAGUCAAACACAACCACUGUUGGGCUGUUGGGCUCCAGCAGUAGUACACCUGUAUCUUUCUUUACAACUGCAUAACAGCCCAGUCACACCAGGACAUCAUGACCAAAUUAUGGAAUUGAUGAAAUUAGUGCCGAGCUGUAACUCUGGUGGUGAAGUUUUUCGUGUUAUUACCAUAGCUAGCUGUUGUGCUGUUGAGGGAACAGAAAACCUAGGUGUCCAUGUACUUUGAACCCUCCUCUAUGGAUGUUAACACUGCUCCAUGAUAGGGGAAUAUGUUAUGAGACAUGUUUUGAUGGUAGAAGUACAACUUUGGAAUGAACUGUGAACUAAAUAUCCCUUUAUAAGCUGAGCUAAAGCUAGCUAGUUUGGAGAGUUAUGUUGCCAUUCAAUAAUUCUUUAUUUAAUUUAAAAUGUUUAACUUAAAUUUAAUAGCACAGGGUAGAACAAAUAAAAAAGGAUUAAUAUAGGUAAAUAAAAAGGUGAUAGAGAUAAAAAGCUGUUGUGCACGACUAGCACUAGUACGUUUACAGCUGUCUGCCGUGUAGCCACGUGCUCGAUAACUAGCUCAGAAACUAGCUUAGUUUCCAAAAUAUGUGUGGAUAAAUUUCCCUGUGCCACUUUCUGGUGUGACUGGGCCUUAAAGUAGCUUGUGUGUGUGCAAAUACUUGAUCCAAGUGUUGUUAAUAUUCCCAUUGAUAUCCAAAUAAGGUAACCUCACCGCCAAACGGCAGGCUAAUAUAGGUUAUUAAUUUACCGUGCUUAAACAUGUGGUUUCCUAAGGCUUUCUUAUUUUACAUUGCCUAGUUGUCGUUCAGCCUAAUGUUUCUUUCCUCUGCUCUUGCUCACAUAAGAAAAGCAUAUAACUACUGAUUCUCGCCUUGUGCUUUGAUAAUUAUUACAAGUACAAUCUAGAGGACGUGAGGCAAGUGCCACCAACUGAAGUAGUUGAAAUGAUCACAGAACAACAUAUCUAAAAUCCACAUGUUCCGUUCAGUUAGAUUGGUUUCUGCGGUAGUUGUUGCGAGAAAAGAGUGUGAAGUGUAAAUAGCUUGCGUAUAUUUUUUAAACAUGGCCAUCAAAGACAACCUUAUUGCUUUUAUAUAGUGUGUUCUCUGACCUUAAUACUGCUGUAUUAAUCACUGAUCUCUGUGAGAUACUGACGAUGUAGAAUGGCAUUUUCAUAUUGAAAAGUAACUGUUUUGUCUUGUAUACUAAAAUUGUGCAUGUUAAUAAUUGUUUGUGAGUUUGUGUUGGAUUUUUUUCUAAAACUAUAUCUUAAUAAAAUGUU